Molecule: messenger RNA, 2708 nt
Organism: Patiria miniata (bat star)
Lineage: Eukaryota; Metazoa; Echinodermata; Asteroidea; Valvatida; Asterinidae
Product: monocarboxylate transporter 13-like
Exons: 7
Coding region: 343-1743 (466 amino acids)
Biological process (GO): transmembrane transport
Molecular function (GO): transmembrane transporter activity
Source: RefSeq, a predicted model, not a curated record
CGGUAUAUCGCCAUUGGAGUACUUAUCCUGUAGCGGCGGCGAAAGAACGAUUAACUUAUGUUAUAGUAAUAGGCCUACUUCCCCUGUGGAGAUGACACAACCGUACCUGAUGUCGCUUCAUUAUAGAUGCCCGCGGAAGUUCGGGGCCAUUCAUAGACUAACAUUGCAUCCAAACGGAACAGUUUCGGACCAAUGCUGUCACAGGAAGCUCAAUAUUGCAAGCGUUGGUGAAGAAGCGUUUGGUUUGUGUUACUGAUUUUCAGCUACAUUGUUUAUGCGCUGAGCAAGGGCUUCAACAUCCUUCCAUAGAUCUGUUUUCCAGCUCAAGUUCAACCUCAAGUCAUGGCCUGCCUGUGCUGGUGGUGGCGCUGGGUAGUCACACUAGCGGCAUUCAAUGUGACAUUUCUCUGUCUCGGACUUCUGUACAACUACAGCAUACUCUUCGUGAGUUUGAAGGAGGAAUUCCAUGCUGGAUCCGCAGCAACAGGUUGGGUUGGUUCCGUGGCUAUAGCCCUUACCGGCCUCUGUAGCCCUCUCACGGUCAUCCUCGAACGCAAGCUGAGCAAGCGAACUAUUGUCAACCUAGGAGUUGUCGUCUUCAGCGCAGGACUGUUCGUGACGUCAUUCGUUCCGGCCCUAGGCUACGCCUAUUUCACGUUUGGAGUUAUGACGGGGGUCGGUGCGAACUUCAUCAACCAGCCCACAAUGGUAGUGGUUUUGGAGUGGUUUGCGAGAAAGAAUUUCUCCCGUGCAAUGGUCUUUACUUUGUUAGGAUCAACUUGCGGUAUGUUGGUAUUCAGUCCCGUGCUAACGACGUGCAUUAGUCACUACGGAUGGCGCGGUGCACUGAGAAUUCUGGGCGGUGGCAUCCUCGUUUUGGGCGUCGCGAACGGCAUGUUUCUGACCGACCCACCAACUGAAGACUACACUGCGGCGCCCGAUGAUGAGCCUCCUGACGAAAAACACGAACUGGAGAACAUGGACAAGGUGAAGCAAGUUCCGGAAGGGGGCACCGAGGGGUCUGAUUAUGAAAAGCGAAGCAGCAAGGGUCACGGUGCUGACUUAAGUGAAGGGAACAUUGAUCUCCAAGUGAACAACAUCGACAACUCUGGAUUUCUGCACCUUAUUAAGAGCCUUGAGGUCUGGUUGUGGUCCAUUGGUGUGCUGUUCAGUUACCUUGGGUGGAAUUUCUUCAAUAUCAAUUUUGCCAGUUUCAUGGAAGGACUUGAUUUCAGCAGCAGCCAGACAGCCUCUGCCAUUAUGCUCUUUGCUUGUGGGGAGAUUGGCGGGAAAUUGCUCAUAGGUGUGAUCGGAGAUCGUCUGCCCUUCAUGUCCUUGUACUUGCUCGUUAUAUCGUGUAUCUUUGGAACUGUCGUCCUGGGAUUGCUGGCCAUUGUUAAGACUUUUACAACGGUUGCUGUCGUCGCUGUAGUGUCCGGCUUACUGCGAUCGUGUAUCUAUGGGACAACUAUUCCAAGUGCAGCGCAGUUGUUUCACGAGGCAUAUGGCGCCCAUACUGUCGAGGUGUUAUCGUUUGUGCCACCGGGGAUCGGAACGCUGAUAAGUGCACCUGUAUCAGGUGUAUUGUAUGACGUCACGGGUGACUACGUCCUCGGCAUUUUUGUCAUCGCCGCCAUCUUUGUCUGUGCGUCGGCAGCGUUGCUUGGCAUUCCCUUGCACAGGAGGUUUGGGUCUCGUGGAUUGUCUGGCUCGGGUGGAUCAAGCCUUCCCGUUCCAUUAUAAGCUGCUGGUACAGAGAUAACGCCGCCAUAUUUAUACCUCCAUAGGCCAUAAUUGAGCGCUUGAGGGCGCACUGUACUGACGCCAUUUUCUGGAUAUGGACAUCGAUGGUACAGACACUAAGAAUAUCACGUUUAACAUUUCAUUCAUAAAAUUUACAACUUGUAAACUGGGUUUUUUUUUAUUACAGCAACAAUUGGACUACAUCGCCCUCAGUCGCUGAAAACUAUGACCUAUUGGUAAUAGGCCGAUCCACUAAGCCCCUCCCACUGCGCACAUACUGCAUUAUUCCAGACGCGCGCGUCGUACUUAAAAUUAGUGUUUAGACUGUUAUUUUCGCUGGACAUUAUUUUGGUUAAGCGGUCACGGCUGAUGCGAUUGGUCAAAUUUUCGUAGACGGGCUGAAUGGAUCGGUCUAUUGCGACUGAGAAAACAUACAACAAUGUAGCCUGGGAAUAGUUGUUGAGUAUGUUCAGAUGCACCAUACAUGUGUAUUUGCAAGUUACGCAUGAUGUCAUUCUUAAGGCCUCCCUUACAGAAAUGUCCCAUGGGCAUCCCAUGGGAUGCCCACGGGGUCAUCAAUAACACCAUGUUAGUUAAAAUGAUCACCAUGGGAGAUUUUAUGCUCAUCAUGGAAAAACCAUGGGAACACCAUGGAGAUUGCAUGAACACCAUGGGAACACCAUGGAGAUUGCAUGGACACCAUGGGAAUACCAUGGAGAUUUUAUGAGCUCCAUGGGCACACCAUAGAGGAAUUUAUGAACACCAUGGAAACACCAUGGGUAUUUUAUGGACACCAUUGGAACACAAUGGGGUAUUUAUGAACACCAUGGGAACACCAUGGGGAUUUUGUGGACACCAUGGCAACAUCAUGAGGAAACUGACGUAUGUAAAUGUACAGUCGACUCCCGUUAGUACAAACUCUGUUAAUACAAAAUUCUGGUUUUAACAAACAUAAAGCCUUGGUC